AUGCUGUUUCAUGUAGAUGUCAAAUGGCUUUCACGGGCCGCGCAGAUAUACGGUAACGGUGGUCCCUCUCGUGGUAAUGCCUUGACUCCUCAGGCGGCACGCUUCGCAGCAAGCAACUCUCGUACAGGACACGCUUCUCGUGACCCCGUGACCGACAGGGCGCUUGACGCCCUCAACGAGCAAUAUUUACGUCGUAGGCUUCGUUCCCUGGGUGUAGACGGGCCCAUUAGCCUCUGGAGUCUCCCCGACUAUCCCCCAGAUGUCAAGCCUUCCAUUGAACAUUCGGUUCUUGUUAUGGUUGCGCUUUACGCGGCGCCCACCAAGAAGCUGUGCUUGCAGGACAUUUUGGACGCUAUUAUGGAGCGUUAUCCAUACUUCCGGACGGUCAAACCGUCGUGGCAGAAUUCUAUACGUCACUCACUGUCCCUCAAGAUACAAUUUCACCACCUCGAUCGUCCUGUUAGCGAUCCAGGCCGGGGUGGGUACUGGUAUCUGGACCUUACACAUGGUGAAGGGGACUGCCUCGAGCGAAAGCGGAAGCCAGCGAAGGCGUCGUCUUUCGAUUCCGUAUGCGAUGAUGCAUGCAGCGAGCAUGCGUGGGUCUGA
This is a messenger RNA of Schizophyllum commune H4-8, 606 nucleotides long. RefSeq names its product winged helix DNA-binding domain-containing protein. The record is from RefSeq and is a predicted model, not a curated record. Gene Ontology annotation, biological process: anatomical structure morphogenesis; regulation of transcription by RNA polymerase II; cell differentiation. The coding region runs from base 1 to 606 and encodes 201 amino acids. The transcript has 4 exons. Lineage: Eukaryota; Fungi; Basidiomycota; Agaricomycetes; Agaricales; Schizophyllaceae. Gene Ontology annotation, molecular function: DNA-binding transcription factor activity, RNA polymerase II-specific; RNA polymerase II cis-regulatory region sequence-specific DNA binding.